Molecule: messenger RNA, 2517 nt
Organism: Theileria annulata
Lineage: Eukaryota; Apicomplexa; Aconoidasida; Piroplasmida; Theileriidae
Exons: 3
Coding region: 1-2517 (838 amino acids)
Source: RefSeq, a predicted model, not a curated record
AUGGACUUAUCUGGAGAUUAUUCGGACCUCUUUAACGAUGAAUCCCUGUUUAAAGUAAUAGAUGAGCUGGAUCAUUUAUUCCCCAAUGACGGGAAAAAGUCUAAAUCUUCAGAUUCCGUCCUUCCACCUAAGGAAUGUAACCUUAAAGACCAAAGCUAUAGCAUUAAUUCAACUAGAUAUGACACAGAAACAUCUUCAGUGUCCCUAAGUGAUGAACAUUUCAUUAAGGGUUCAAGCCUUUGGAGAUCAUACCAAUCCAAACUUGAUCUACACAUUUCUACCGUUUUAGAUCCAUUUAUCAAAUAUAUUCUUGAAACAUCUAUUACUGAAGGGCAAAAGGAUGUUUAUUUCACCAAAAAGAAAGAAUAUCUUACAUUUCUAAUUAACCAGCUUGUGGUAUCAUACAAAUGUGAAUGGAAACAAAUAAUAACAGGGGAAAGGAAGGCCGGAACUGAAGGAAUCAAUGCUGAGGUUGAACCUGAUAAAGGAGACUUAUACCAACAGAUUUCAAAUGAAUAUGAUAAUCUCUCUAGAGGAAUUACAAGCUCCAGCUCAAUAGAAACUGUAGUGGAUAAUAAUAUAGGGAAUGAGGAUGUAAUAGGUGAAGUAUACAUUGAGUUAGGACACAGGCCUGAAUAUAUAGAACUGCUGUAUAUUAAAGGAAUGGAUUAUUUUUACCAUUUCAUGGACUUUCUACUAAUGUUAAUUGAGAAAACUAGUUAUAAUUAUAAAAUUGUUCAAGCACUUGAUUUGCUAACAAAUGUUAUUAAAGUCAUGCCGGAACUAUCUAUAUUGCUGGUAGUUCCAAAAAACAAAGGUACUCAAAAAUAUUUACAUAUAUAUUGUGUAGACUCAAAGAUUUUGUAUGAGAAAAGAUGUUAUUUUAAGCUAUUAGUGAAGAAUGUAGAGGUGAAAUUGGGGUUAAACAACUCGGUUUUGGAUACGUACAAGCAGUGCCUGGAAGGAACUUUUGUACCAUUCUACAUGACUAAGAGUAGCGAACAUGAUGAUUUAAUGGAACAAUUGUUGGUUGUAUAUGUAUUGGAACGCUUAUUGAGUUUAUUUCAGUUGUUGUGUGAGAAUUUGUUUGAGUUCGUUCAGUUGAAGCUGGAUAAGGCCAUGAGGACGUCAAUAAGUAAGAAAAUGAAGAAGUAUUUGUUUAUACCAUUUUUAGGAAUAAAAACCUUGCAUGAGUUAUUUUUACCUUUUUCAGGCAAUUUUGAGUAUAAAAAUUUAGUUAAAGUUGAUUAUACAAGUUUGUUUAAAAAGUACAUGUAUCCCCCUCCACCGCUGUAUUUGUUGAGAUUAAAGCUCUUAAAUAUACUAAAGUUGUUGGUUUAUUCAGGUUUUGUGAAGUAUAAAGGUAACUUUCUUACGGCGAACAGAACGAUAAUUCAAUCUGAGCCUAUAUCAGGAAUGAACCAGAAAGUGGAUAAAGUGCUGGUAAGUUACUUCCACAUGUUCAGUUUCGGAACAAGUUUCCUGUUAAUGGGAGAGUUUUUUAAAAGAAGCAAAGAAAAUAUUGCGAUCUUCUUCGGAAAUUAUCUGUUAUUGAUGCCACAUUUCAGCCUUAACUAUGCAUACAUUAAUGAAAAUAUGGUGAUUGAGUAUAAUGUGUACCGGUUACAGAGAGCAGUUAUUGAUUUUCUAUUAGCUUUAAACGAGUCUAGGGUUUUUUUGGACGAAAAUAUAAUGAACGUAAAAUCACUAAAUUUGACACAAAACAGUGUUGUUAAACGCAUAUUAUCUCUGUUGAUACAAUAUGUAACUGGGACUACAUUGUCUGAAAUACAAGACGCCGAAAAUGAUUUUAAUAUUGACAACGAAUUUAAUAUUAGGAAUCGUCCAGUAAUUAACUGUAAUCAUGAUUGUAAGAUUAUUGAACCAUAUAAUCCUAGUACUAUUAGCAAAUUCCUGCUUGAUAUUAGCUGUAAUUUAGUGGAUAGACCUGAUGAUAAUGAGGAAGAAAUUGUGGGUCUGGAUAUGGUUGAGCAGGUGGUUGACGUGUGUAUUUAUGAAGAAUAUGACAAAGCUUUAAAGUUGGGAUUGGACUUGUCUAAGCUUUAUGUACCAAUUGAAAAUCGCACUGUUGUAAAAUAUGCAAUAAAUAAUACUCCUCAAAUUAAAUUGAUGAAACAUUUUACAAGUCCCAACGUUUUAUCCGAUUAUGAACUGGAAUUAUUACACCAACAUAAAAAAGAUAGAAAACCAAGUUCAAGAAACAAGGAAAAAUUAAUGAGAUUAGAUACUAUGUAUACUACUACACGAAGAUUAUCACAUGAUUCAACUGUUACAGUAGAUGAUGGUACAACUAACAUAUUCAAUAAUUUGGAGGGUUGUGGUAUAAACUGUAUAAUAAACAAGCAUAUUAUAGAAGAACCAAGGUUUAAAACUGUGUUCACUUUGCGUAAGAUCUUGGUUAUGAAGUUGUUUGAAACAAUAUGCUCAUUUCCAAGUAAACAUUUAGGGGAUUUCGAACCUAUUUAUAUUUCAUUUUUAAAACAAAUUUUCUUUUAG